AUGUCUAUACACUCAACGUUUGUAGCUUAUGGGAUGAAGUUCAUAAUGCUUUUCGUGGCACUUUUCGCCUUCAUAUGUUCUGCAAUGGCAUUGACAUGUACAGCUGGCUUGAAAGACAUCAAUGGCGUUUGUGGCGUUCAACGACCAGUUCAUGGUGAAUGUCCAAAUAACACCAAAUUUGACAUCAAUAAGAAUCUUUGUGUUGCCAAGUAGAAAGAUGGAGAAGUUCAUUUCAUGAAAUAAACUUUAAAUGUUUAAUUUGAAAUAAAAGAAUAAAGAUUAAACCUUUCUGUAGCUUUAUCCAUUUUAUGUACUUAUGCUUAUGUAUGUUACUUUCAAAUAUUUUAUGUAAAAAUUAG
Messenger RNA from Clunio marinus, 359 nucleotides. NCBI's taxonomy places the organism in Eukaryota, Metazoa, Arthropoda, Insecta, Diptera, Chironomidae. The record is from the annotation of a GenBank genome assembly.